CCGUGCAAAAAUGUCGAGCAAUGGAACGGCCGCUCAGGACCAGAUUUAAUAACUGUGUAUGACUGUUUAAAACUGUGAGACGAGAUUAGUAGCACAUUCUCUGUAAGUUGCUCUAUUUUUUUCGACAGAGUUUUGUGCAAGGAUGUAUGUAACAGAUCAGUUUGAAAAUGAAGAUCAUCUUAAUGAUACUGUCAGAUCUGUGACAGUCAAUGAUGUAUAUUUCUAAUAAAUGCCAUCAGAAGUGCAUCAAAUGUAACUUCUGGAAUGAGAAACAUGGACUGUAUAGCUGGAAUAGGAUUGGCCCAAUCCUCCAAAUCACAUGAAAUCUCUUAUGAAGUGGCCCCAGUCAAAGAAGAACAAGACAUAUGCAUAACAAUUGAACACUUAGAAGAUGCAGAGUAUCAGCCAACGCUUGAAGAGGCUAAUAAUUUAGAAUGGUUGCCAGAAGUGUUCAACCUGAUUGAAAUAAGUGACGAUGGGUAUGUGAGUGGUUAUGUUAGGACAGAGGAAGAGUUGAAUAUAGUUCUACAGACCCAUGGAAAACACACAGAGAGCAUGUUUGGCCUAGACUCAGAUGAUGGAAUAAGGAAGCAGAAACGACCUAGAAGGCUAUUUUACUACAGCAAACUACUAGAUCUUGCAAGUCAUAUAACCUCUAGUGAUAGAAGUAGAACCUACAUAUGUAAUUUUGGGAUGAGAUACACACCCUCAAAAAAAAUCAAGGAACACUGUAUAUACAUGGAAGGAAAAGUGAGAAAAGCACAUCCAACAUCUAAGACUGGAUGUCCUUCAAAGAUAUGUGUCAAUGAAAUAACUGUAUAUACUGACUAUUCAAUUGAUGGCCUCAGCAGAAGAGUAAGGCGAGCUAGGCUAAACACUCUGAAGGCGGCUCUUGUGAAAACUCCACAAGACAUAAACUCUGAAAAAUAUAUUCACAUAAAAUUACCAUUAAAAUGUACUCAUAGAGGUCAUGUUGUAAGUGAACAGGAAUGGAGGGCAAAGAAAACACAUCCAUGUUUGUUGAAAAAGAUUGAAGAAUUCACAUUGUUGGGUAUUAGAAAGGUAUCUAUCAUGAAAGCUCUCUUGAAAGCUUAUGCAGAAGACUCUCUCAUAGAGGGCGAUCCAGAGGAAGUUAGAGAUCUUACUUACUUUUUUCCAAAUGAGAAAACAAUUGAAAACAAAGUAAGAAAUGUUAUUCGUCAACAUGGACAAAGUUUAAUUCACAUUGGAAAAGGGAAGACUGCUAAUAAAACAAAAGAGACUUCAAAAGUGCAGUGUUUGAUUCAUAGUAAUGGUUCAAAUAUAUUGUGAAUUAGCAGAUCAAGAAAAGAUGAAGAGAGGUAAUACAUAAUUUUUUUUAGAUACAUAUACAUUUGUGUAGAUAGGUUUAAGCAUGAAUAAAAGAAUUUUUAUUG
Molecule: messenger RNA, 1415 nt
Organism: Macrobrachium nipponense
Lineage: Eukaryota; Metazoa; Arthropoda; Malacostraca; Decapoda; Palaemonidae
Exons: 5
Coding region: 265-1311 (348 amino acids)
Molecular function (GO): DNA-binding transcription factor activity
Source: RefSeq, a predicted model, not a curated record